Messenger RNA from Salmo salar (Atlantic salmon), 3858 nucleotides. The record is from RefSeq and is a predicted model, not a curated record. NCBI's taxonomy places the organism in Eukaryota, Metazoa, Chordata, Actinopteri, Salmoniformes, Salmonidae.
CCUGUGUUACCGCCCUUGGGGUGAGGAAGAAAGCGAGCAGCAGUGAAACCUUCGUAUUCAUUGGAGCAGUACAGUAAGUGACUAGCUACUGUAAUUUGAUAGCUUGCGCCUUCUGGAGUGAACUGAAGACGUUUGGAUUGAAUUUGCCCAGUCGCUGUAGUUUCAGUCCACAAGGAUUAACAGGCUGACUACCUGUAACGCGAGGGCAGCAAGAAGCAAAGCAGGUUACCUGCCCCUAGGCGUGACACUUGGACCCAGAGGAACACAGACAGACACCCCGGUCUGCAGUUGGUGUAGCAGAGAGAGAACAUGGCGUUGUCGUUUAAGAAAGACCUGGAGAAGUACAAGGAGAUUGACGAGGAUGAGCUCCUUAACAACCUAUCAGAACAGGAACUCAAACAGCUGGAGACUGCUCUGGAGGAGAUGGACCCAGAGAAUGCAUUGCUGCCAGCGUCGAUGCGUCAGAAGGACCACACAGUGAAAGCAGCCACCGGCCCCUACAGCAGAGAGAAACUGCUCAGUUUUCUGGAGAAGGAGGCCCUGGAGUAUAAAGACAGAGAUGAUGUCGUGUCUUUCUCUGGAGAGAGGAAAGGCAAGGCAUUUGUUCCCAAGCAGCGGCCCAUCGAGUCUCGUCAGGAAGAGGUAACGACCCUUGACCCGGAACUAGAAGAGGCCCUGUCCAGCGCUACCGACACUGAGCUCUGUGACCUGGCAGCGAUCCUAGGUGUCCAUACCCUGGUGACCAGCACCCAGAGUUACGAUGGAACCAGCAGUAAAGACGGAGGAUACAACAACGUGGUGAAGGGGGAGAAGAUGAACCCAGUGUUUGAUGAGCCUCCUAACCCCACUAACGUAGACGACACUCUGCAGAGGAUAAAAAACAACGACGCUGCGCUCACGGAGGUUAACCUCAACAACAUCAAGAACAUUCCUAUUCCCACGCUGAAGGAGUUUGCCAAGGCCAUGGAGAGGAACACACACGUCAAGAAGUUCAGCCUCGCCGCCACACGGAGCAACGACCCCAUCGCUGUGGCGAUGAGUGAGAUGCUGAAGGAGAACAAGUCGUUGCGGAGUCUCAACCUCGAGUCUAACUUCAUCACCAGCGCUGGUGCUGCCGCCCUGGUGGACGCUCUCCGAGACAACGACACACUGACUGAGAUCAAGAUAGACAACCAGAGGCAGCAGCUGGGGACUUCAGUAGAGAUGGAGAUGGCUAAGAUGCUGGAGGACAACAACAGCAUAGUGAAGUUUGGCUAUCACUUCUGUCAGCAAGGCCCACGGGCUAGAGCUGCUGCUGCUAUCACCAAGAACAAUGACCUGAUCCGCAAGAGGCGAGUGGAGGGGGACCAGUAAGGGGCGGAGCCUGUCAUGUCUCCCAGCCUGUCCCGUCGUCUCAUCUCGCCGUAUGGAAUACAUUUUCAGCCAAUCCCCUGAUCUCAUCUCACCGUGGCGUGCGUGUGGACGUUAAGUCUUGUGCCAAAACCCGGAGCAAGGCGCCCUCAACCAGACAGGGACUGAGUCCCAAAUGGCACCCUUGUUCCCUACGUAGUGUACUACUUUUGAUCAGAGCCCUAGGGGCUGUGAUCGUGCACUAUAGAGAAUAGGGUUCCAUUUGAGACCCAGCUAACAUCAUCUAUCUGAGAAGAAGAGAAAUAACUGGAAUAGCCCUCUCCUCUAGUACUUACAUAUCUAUACACACAUGUUGUUGUUAUUAUUAUUAUUAUUAUUAUUAUUAUUAUUAUUAUUGUUUAUUAUACUAUUGUUAGAACUACAGCUGGACAUCUUAUUGUUUAGUUUUUUUCAGUUAAUUUCAGGCGCUUUCUUUUUUCUUUUCUCUGAAUGAUUUAUUUUCUGUUUUUUUUCCUGUGUUUAGAGCAACAUGAACUGUAUUGUAAUCUAACCAAGUAACCAUGGGCUUAAACAUACUACCCUAACCUCUGACCCCUAACCCCUACAGUGGUAUAGGGCCCUGACCUCUAACCCCUACAGUGGUAUAGGGCCCUGACCUCCAACCCCUACAGUGGUACGGGGCAGGCCUCCCUAGCUAGACUGCUGUAUCUCUUGGUUCUGAAAGCUCUUGGUUCUGUGCUUCCUAGACAGGGGGAAGAGAGUCAGGACCCACUAGUCACCUCUAACAGACUGGUUCAUCUGGUAGGGCUGUCUUUAUUUAUAGAUGUCUUAAUACUGUCGUAAAGAAUUUAAAGUCUUAAAGAAUUAAAAAAGUCUUACAAUUGAUAAUACGGUGGUUCUCUUUCAAUCUCAACAGUUUUUUUUUUUAGCGAUUCAGACUUACUCAGAUUUAAUGGGUUAAUUUUAUGUCCCUCUUUAUGUCACUGGGAAACAUAUGUGGAUCUUAUUUAACCAAGUAAAUAUGAGGUUUUUAAUCCAUGAUGAUGAAGCAUUGACUUGAUCUUCUGCUGUCCUGUUAUUGGUCUGGCGUGAACGUCAGCUCAACCAAUGGGCUUCUCCGAUACUGAACCAUGCCAAAGAAUAAUACAUACUGGACUUGUGAGGAGAUACAACUCCAUGUCACUAUAUUCUCUUUAGAUUACACACAUCCUGUCAGAGUAGGUUCGAUUAGACAGAAAACAACUGGGCUCAUUACACUUUUUAAAUUUGAUGUGCACUGUGUUCCUUCUCUCUGCUGGGCUGUUGUUGCUGACGGUGAUGGCCGUCAGUGGAGCAGUGUCUGUGUGAAGGAAUGCCAUGGCAAUGAGAGAGAGGCAGGAGAGAGCUACACACCACACACUGAGUGGUCUGGAACAGGCUCCUAGCCCUGGCAUGCUACUCACUAUGGAAGAAAACAUGCUGUGUUAAACUCAGCUGGAUUCUCCUGAGAACACUAGCCUGCUGUAAAACAGACAAAAUACAGCCUGAUGUUGACACUCACCAUUUAUAGAGAAUUACAAACUGGGUGGUUCAAGCCCUGAAUGCUGAUUGGCUGACAGCCGUGGUAUAUCAGACCGUAUACCACAGGUAUGACAAAACAUUUCAUUUUUACCGCUCUAAUUAAUUUGGUAACCAGUUUCUAAUAGCAAUAAGCCACCUUGGGGGUUUGUGAUAUAUGGCCAAUAUACCACGGCUAAGGGCUGUGUCCAGGCACUCCACGCUGCGUCGUGCAUAAGAACAACCCUUAGCCGUGGUAUAUUGGCCCUAUACCACACCCCCCCGGGCCUUAUUGCUUAAUUACAGGCUGGCCUCCUGGACUCACAUGAAUCCUACUGGACCAAAACUGCUGAAUCUGUGUCCAGGAAACUGGUCCUAUGUGGUGUUAAUGUGGUAAUCUGGAGUAGGAAGUCAUCAUGUUGAGAUCAUGUGGUUUGUCUGGACCAAUAGUAUGGUCAUGUUUCAUUUCCUAAUCAUAUCUGGUGAACCAGCCAGUCAGCCAGCCUUGUUUCUGUGGGUGGGAUAGAGCGAUGUGAUUGGUUGACUAAGGUUAUUUGGAGUGAUGCUGUCUGCUAUACUAUAAUGUCUGAAUCCUAAAUGGUUCCCUGUUCCUUAUAUGGUGUACUUCCUGUUGACCAGGGCCCAUAGGGUGUAACCCAGGCUAUAGUAACCUGGCUCUGCUCUGUCCAUACUCUCUGAUCUCAAUCAUGUAUAUUGUUAUAGUUGACCAUCUCAAAAUGUUUACCCUCACACACAUUCCACACCGUCACACACACACACACACACCUGUGUGUAUCAACUAAAUGUAAAGUCACUGAUGCGGAGAGAUUUAUUUUGUUGUAUGGUGAAGCUCCAUGUCUGGACUAAAGAGUAGAGGAAGUAGGAAGCUGGACUGUUAAUAUUAACCACCAAGCCUGGUAAAAAGGCCAUGUCAACUAUAAUACGUCCUCAACCAAUAAAUGUUUUUACAUA